Neoarius graeffei (lesser salmon catfish) is the source of this 412-nucleotide messenger RNA. Its product is annotated as peroxynitrite isomerase THAP4-like. The record is from RefSeq and is a predicted model, not a curated record. The coding region runs from base 29 to 412 and encodes 127 amino acids. NCBI's taxonomy places the organism in Eukaryota, Metazoa, Chordata, Actinopteri, Siluriformes, Ariidae. Gene Ontology annotation, molecular function: sequence-specific DNA binding. The transcript has 3 exons.
UUUGUCAGUAAGCACUCUAUAAAUAACCAUGGUGUUUGCUUGUUGUGCUGUGGGCUGCCACAACAGACAGGGACAGCGUGCAGGACUCUCCUUUUACCGGUUUCCUACUGACCCAGACAAGAGGGCCAAAUGGAUUGCAGCUGUGAAGAGACACGAUUGGGAGCCAACAGAGUACUCCAGACUUUGCAGUGAUCAUUUAAUUUCAGGGUGUUCUAACAAAGCUGAUGGGAAAGGUGAAAAGAAGUCUUUCUACAGAAUACCAGCUGUGAUUGAGACACAAGCAAACCAAGGAGCUUUCUGCCAGGAGACAGAGAGAGGAUUUAGCUGCUUUAUGCAGAGCGGAUCUGAAUACUUCAAGUCUAUUUUGUUACUGGUCUGCGCCGCAGGAGGAAUAGGCCACAAUUAUAAAUAA